Brettanomyces nanus is the source of this 555-nucleotide messenger RNA. RefSeq lists its product as uncharacterized. The record is from RefSeq and is a predicted model, not a curated record. Gene Ontology annotation, biological process: regulation of protein localization; endosome organization. The coding region runs from base 1 to 555 and encodes 184 amino acids. The transcript has a single exon. NCBI's taxonomy places the organism in Eukaryota, Fungi, Ascomycota, Pichiomycetes, Pichiales, Pichiaceae. Gene Ontology annotation, cellular component: endosome; BLOC-1 complex.
AUGCCUUCAGAGUUUGCUAGACAAUCAAAUCCGUCAAUAGACGGAUUUCAAUUCAUGGUUCAAUCUGAUACUGAGUCGUCCAUAGAUACGUCUGCCGGCACCAGUUAUACAAGCAACGAUGAGGACGAAAAUCCCAAUCCAUUGGAAGAACGGGCCCAUCAUUCAGAUAACGAAGCAGGGGGUAUGAUUCCAAGUGCAUCCCGGUUUAAUGCCGUCGAUUAUCUCAUCAACUCGUUAUAUAAUUCAUUAGAUUCAGUGGAACUUGAUCAAUCGUUGGUGCAGCAGUCUCAAAUAUCUGGAGAAAUGAAUAAUACAGCCAAUGAAAUCUCAAAAACGAUCAAGGAGUUGAAGCAAUCUUUGCAGGAGCAUAUAGAAAAGUAUGAGAAGCUAAAGAAGAGAAUAAUCCCUGAAAUUAUAGCCAAUCUCAAUCAGAGCUCCAAGAUAUCCAAGAAAUUGGCUGUUAAGAUGAAGACACAGUAUCCAGUUGAGUACUCCAAGAGUAAGGAUAAGGUUCUUAAUAGGCUAACUGAUGAAGAGCAAGAUUUAUACAUUUAA